AUGCCGGGACGAGGCAGCGCCAUGUCCAGUCCUUGGCGUGGUCGACCUCGCAGGAGUAUCCUCCACGGAGGUUCCAGAGACCGGUCGAGAGGUGGCUCGCAGAGGGGCUCGUGGGGAGGCCAACGAGACUCCGCGAAUCGACUGACACUGCCGUCCAACAACUAUUUCUUGCCCUCGAUUGCUGCUGAAGUCGAAUUCGGCAAUCGUCAAAUGCCCCCACCACUGUCAAGCAGCGAGUACGAGGCAUCGUCACUCCUUGGCAGAGAAGGAAUGGCUCAAGUCGAGCGGAGGAACGAGGUUCUUAUGGCCAUUUCCGUUCAAGUGAAAGGUGUCCUUGGUUGUGCCUAUUAUGAUACAGACGAAAACAGCUUAUUUCUUCUGCAGGAUAUGUCCUGCACUGCGCCGUUGCAGUUUGUCGAAAUGCUCAUGCUGCACAUUCAACCAACGACCGUCUUGCUACCCCUGAAAGUACCGGAUGCGAUUCUUCACUUCUUUGAGCAAUAUCAAAGUAAUGUGGACCGAGGUUCAACUGAAUUCAGCCACGCGGCUGCUUUGGAGAGGUUAACGAAUCUACCGAUCGCCGCCUCGGAACAUGCUCUGGUGACGAAUACAGGAUUCGGCCUCUCCAGUCGCAGCUUGCAGGGUCCCGGAGAGGAAUGCCAAGAUGUCAAAACGAUGCGUCUCGGGUCUUUUGUAGAUCUGGAGAGCGUUGCAUCAAUUGGCUGUGCCGGUGCCGUGCUGUGCGAGACUAUACGACUUCAGAAUGCUCAACGGGCAGCAGAAAAUAUAGAGAGAGCUUUCGGAGUGUCGCUGCGGAUGUUUGCUUUGGCGGACUUCAUGUUUGUAAACGCCGACACGCUCUCCUCCCUCCAAGUAUUCCAAUCCGAAUUACAUCCGAGUAACCUGAUCUCCGGCACGGGAAAAGCAGUCUCCGGUUCGAAAGAAAGCCUAUCUCUAUUCGGCAUCUUUCACCCGUUCGCUGGCACCCCUCAAGGCAAGGCACGGCUCAAACAACUCUUCUUACGCCCACUAGUCAACAUCGACAUGAUCCGCGAGAGGCAAGCAACCAUUGCGAUGGUGCAGGUCGUCGCAGUGGACAAGUUGACGGCAAUUAUAGAUUUGGUAGGAAAGGUUGUCGAUUUCGAGGAAACCAAGGCAAACUCACGCAUCGCUGUGAAAUUACACGUAAACACUGAACUCGAUGAAUUGAAGCAGACUUACCAAGGGCUAGAAUCCCUGUUAAACGAGGUCAGCACAACAUUGUCGUUGGAGCUACCGACGUGGGCUCGCAAAUUCGUCACAGGCUGUGUGUUUUGGCCGCAAUUGGGCUUCCUCACUGUUGUCCCUUUACUCGAGGGCACUCAGGCAGGCUACGAAGGUCAAGGACUGUCCGGUGACCAUUGGGAGCAAAGAUUCACGGCGAACGACAAUGUAUACUUCAAGAACAACCUCAUGAUGGACUUAGAUGACCACUUCGGGGACACUUACAGCAGGAUUGUUGAUCUCGAGGUUGAUAUCCUGCACGGUCUAGCCUGUAAGAUCCUCGAACAUGAGGCUACCCUCAGUCGCGUGUCCGAUGUUUGCGGCGAACUUGACUGCCUUGUAGCCCUUGCUAGCGGAGCACUCAAAUAUGGCUGGAUAUGUCCCACUAUGACAGAAGACAACAUUGUGUCAAUCUACGGAGGACGUCACCCCCUUCAGGAACUGGUGGUGCCUGCAUUCAUCCCCAAUGAUUGUAUUCUUAUCGGAGGCUCUGCCGAUGAAGCAAAAACACCAACAUCGAUGCCAGACAACAAUAACAUUGGCAUCAGCACUCUCAUUAUCACAGGGCCAAAUCAUUCGGGGAAAAGUGUAUAUGUCAAGCAGGUUGCCCUCAUUGUUUACCUCGCCCAUAUCGGCAGCUUCGUGCCCGCUACCGGCGCGACGAUUGGCCUCACGGACCAAAUUCUAACACGUAUCUCGACGCGGGAAAGCGUCUCGCAAGCGGAGAGUACAUUUGGUACCGAUUUGAGGCAGGUGGCCUUCCUGUUGAAUCGUGCUACCCGUCGAACACUCGUGGCAAUCGACGAAUUUGGCAAAGGGACGGCAGCUGAUGAUGGAGCUGGUUUGAUGACUGCCCUCAUUGACCACUUCAGCACGCUCGGUUUACAGUCCCCCAAAGUUCUGAUCACAACGCAUUAUCAUGAGAUAUUCGAAGGAGGUUAUCUUCAAGAGCGACCAAGGCUAUCGCUCGUGCACAUGGAAGUCCGUCUUGAUAUCGACGCGAACCAGAUGGAGGACCAAGUGAUUUUUCUUUACAGUCUAGUUCCCGGAAGGAGCACGUCAAGUUUCGGGAGCAGAUGUGCAGCGUUGAAUGGGAUUGAUACUGCAGUGGUCGAGCGAGCUGAGGCUAUUGUACUGCUCCUCGCCCGAAAUGAAGACCUUGGGGUGGUGUGUGCUAGAUUAGAUGCUACAGAUGAGGCUCGACUUGAGGAGGCGGAGAACGUUGCCCGUCAGUUUCUUCGAAUCUCCUUGGAUGGCCCUGGAAAUCCUCAGUCUAGAGGGCGAGGUACUUUGUCUACUCUGGGCAUUUUGGAGAGUCUUCUCGUGCCGGCAAUGGUUGAGUGA
Molecule: messenger RNA, 2607 nt
Organism: Colletotrichum tamarilloi
Lineage: Eukaryota; Fungi; Ascomycota; Sordariomycetes; Glomerellales; Glomerellaceae
Product: MutS domain V
Exons: 6
Coding region: 1-2607 (868 amino acids)
Biological process (GO): mismatch repair; chiasma assembly
Cellular component (GO): nucleus
Molecular function (GO): ATP binding; ATP-dependent DNA damage sensor activity; mismatched DNA binding
Source: RefSeq, a predicted model, not a curated record